Ricinus communis (castor bean) is the source of this 540-nucleotide messenger RNA. RefSeq names its product disease resistance protein RPV1-like. The record is from RefSeq and is a predicted model, not a curated record. Gene Ontology annotation, biological process: signal transduction. NCBI's taxonomy places the organism in Eukaryota, Viridiplantae, Streptophyta, Magnoliopsida, Malpighiales, Euphorbiaceae. The transcript has 2 exons. The coding region runs from base 1 to 540 and encodes 179 amino acids.
AUGGCUCCUUUAGCCACUUCUGAGAAAAAAUAUGAUGUCUUCCUUAGUUUUAGAGGUGAGGAUACUCGUGAUAAUUUUACUAGUCAUCUUUAUUCAGCUCUGAACAAGAAAAAGAUCUUUACGUUCAUGGAUAAGGAAAUCAAGAGAGGAGAAGAAAUUUCGCCAUCGAUCGCGAAAGCCAUCAAAGGGUCGAAGCUCUCUGUGAUUAUUUUCUCUGAGAAGUAUGCGUUUUCAAAAUGGUGCUUGGAUGAACUUACAAAGAUUCUUGAAUGCAAGAAAAUGAAUGGGCAAAUUGUAAUACCGGUGUUCUAUAGAGUGGAUCCAGUGCAUGUACGAAAUCAAAGGGGAAGCUUUGCAUGUGCAUUUGCUAAACAUGAAGAAACUUUGAAGGAGAGAAUGGAGAAGGUGGAGAGCUGGAGAAGUGCCUUGAAUGAAGCAGGUAGCAUAUCUGGGUGGAAUUCACUGGAUGUUGAACUAUCCAAAGCCAUCAGGUCCCCAAGUACACCUGAGAUUGAACCUAAGCAUCAUAAUAUCAUGUGA